UGCCCCCUACAACAUUACCUAGCACGACAUCACCUCAUAGUACGGCGAGGGCCUAUGGUGUUACAUUGUCUGGUUCAGUAUGACGUUUUCGUAAUAAGCUUGAGAAGUAGUAUUGUUUAUACACCGACCCGGAGACUUGUAAGUCUGCGACCAGUUGUACGGGAACAAAAUGGACAGCAAUAGACAUGAAUCGGUUGCUUCCCUCACCAAUUACUUCGCGGAAAGCACGAGCAUGCAUGGGGUGUCCAGGUUUGUAGGAAAACGGGGCUUCUUCAGGAGAGCUUUCUGGGUUCUGGCGGUGUUAGCUGGUGCUGGCGUUGCUGUGUACAACAUCUGGACGAUAGUCAUCGUCUACAGCAGGUGGGAGGUAUCGACAGUGGUCAGUCUCAAAUACAACUCCAGACUUCGCUUCCCUGCCAUCACGUUUUGCAACCUUAACCCAGUAAUGAAAUCCAGUAUUGAAGUUAUACAGACUGUAUUUGACAGCUUGAAAACAACUUCGCAAUUCCAGAACGCAAUCGCACCUACACAGGGGAGCCAAUUGUUUGGGAGUGUCAGUUCAGCAGUUUCUAACGGAGACGUCAGGUUGUUUGAGAGUGGCAGUUCAUCUGUCUCCAACGAAGAAUUCAACAGCGGCUUCCUGAAAAGAAUCAAUUUCCAGAGAGUAUUGGCAAGCUUGAAUACGUCGGUGAAAAUCCAAAUCGGCCAUCAAAUCAGCGACAUGCUUUUAGAGUGCUCCUUCCAAGGACUGGUUUGCUCACAUAGGAACUUCACCCACUUCUACAACUACAUGCACGGCAACUGCUACACCUUCAAUCCGACAGACGACGAUUCCACCUACAUCAGCAGAACGGGGCCGCUUUACGGUCUGUCUCUAACGCUAUACGCUGACGAGGGGGAGUAUAUCUCCAACCUCAGCAGCAGCGUUGGUUUCAAGGUGGUCGUCCACAGCCCCAAUACCAUGCCAUUCCCUGAAGACGACGGAUUCGACAUAAGUCCCGGGUUUGCCACCUCAGUCGGAGUCACCAAGGUCGCCGUGGAGCGUGUUUCACACCCCUACGGUAACUGCAAGCUCUAUGCGGAAGGGGCAGAGGAACCUCCCAAUAUAUUCACCACCGAGGUUCCCAACAUCAGCUACAGCGAUAAGACGUGCAAGAGGACGUGUUUGCAGAAGAUGCUGGUGUCGGAGUGCGGCUGCUGUUACAACAUCUACCCAUGCAACUCCGACGCCCUCAACAUCAUCAACUCAAGCAUCCCUCACCCAGUAGGGUUUUGUAACAUUGAAACCAACAAAAACGAGACAUGUGCAUCAGCGGCGUUGAAAAGGCACAAGAAUAACCAGCUGAUUUGUCCGGACACGUGCGAUCCACCUUGCCAAGACGAGUCCCACCAGUUGGAGAUCUCCACAGCCAUGUGGCCAGCAAGCAACUAUCUUUCCAGCCUUCUAGAUGACUUUAUCAACGGUCUCAGGAACAAACAAAGUGUGUCGCCUAUCAACGAGAAUGCAUCUGCAGAUGACAAAGAUACAUUUUUCAGGAGAAACAUGCUGAAACUGAAUGUGUUCUACAAGGAACUAAACUACCAGAAGAUAAGGACAAGGCCGUCAUACGACUGGAAGAGUCUGUUGUCUGAUGUCGGCGGACAGGCAGGGUUGUGGCUGGGCUUCUCCCUCCUCACGCUGGGUGAGGUUCUGGAGCUGAUCGCGGACGUUGUCAUCCAUAUAUGCACAAAGCCUUUCCGGUCAAAGAAGGUAGAGGUGUCCAGCAAAUAGACAGACGAACCACACUUCCCCGUAUGCAAUGUAUGAGAUGUUAUCUGCUGUUGGGCGAUACACCGCUCAUAGCCACAACACUGACGCUGAGAAAUACGUACUUCAGCUUAAACACUGGAUGUAACUGUACAGCAGGCCAGGGAUUUACAUUCUGUUUGGUGUAAUGCUAUUUUGAUCGUGAUGACCGUUGUUGUCAAAGAUUUCAGCACUAAUACUGCUGCAUCAUAACAUAGUAUUUCAGCACUAAUACUGCUGCAUCACAACAUAGUAUUUCAACACUA
Messenger RNA from Haliotis rubra (blacklip abalone), 2052 nucleotides. RefSeq names its product amiloride-sensitive sodium channel subunit gamma-like. The coding region runs from base 170 to 1771 and encodes 533 amino acids. The record is from RefSeq and is a predicted model, not a curated record. The transcript has 11 exons. NCBI's taxonomy places the organism in Eukaryota, Metazoa, Mollusca, Gastropoda, Lepetellida, Haliotidae. Gene Ontology annotation, biological process: sodium ion transmembrane transport. Gene Ontology annotation, molecular function: ligand-gated sodium channel activity. Gene Ontology annotation, cellular component: membrane.